GCAAGAGAUCAUAUUCUCUUAAGAAAAAUGGGUACCAUGAAACUCUCUUCUUUGAUGCUAUGCUUGUUGCUAGCAUUCGUGCAUGGUGCCACAGCAGAACAGUGUGGUAACCAAGCUGGUGGAGCACUGUGCCCAAAUGGGUUAUGUUGCAGCAAAUUUGGGUGGUGUGGUGACACAGAUUCUUAUUGCGGAGAAGGUUGCCAGAGUCAGUGUAAAUCUGGACCCAAACCUACACCUACACCCUCAACUCCAACACCUAGCACCGGUGGUGACAUCACCACACUCAUUAGCUCUUCUCUCUUCGAUCAAAUGCUUAAAUACAGAAACGAUGGACGCUGCGCUGGGCGCGGAUUCUACACUUAUAACGCUUUCAUUGCCGCUGCUCGCUCUUUCAGUGGCUUUGGCACAACCGGUGAUGACAACACUCGCAAGAAAGAGAUUGCUGCUUUCUUGGCCCAAACUUCUCACGAAACCACAGGAGGGUGGCCGAGUGCACCAGAUGGUCCAUACGCGUGGGGUUACUGUUUUAUCAAUGAACAAAACCAGGGUGUUUAUUGUGACGGUGGAGGAUGGCCAUGUGCUGCUGGUAAAAAGUAUUAUGGACGAGGACCAAUUCAACUCACACACAACUACAACUAUGGACAAGCGGGUAGCGCACUAAAUCUAGAUUUGACAAACAAUCCGGAUCUAGUGGCCACAGAUGCAACUGUGUCUUUCAAAACAGCCCUGUGGUUUUGGAUGACUGCACAAUCAAACAAGCCAUCAAGCCAUGCUGUGAUCACCGGAAGAUGGACACCGUCUAGUGCAGACACUUCAGCGGGUCGGGUUCCCGGGUUCGGUGUGAUCACCAACAUAAUCAAUGGCGGGAUUGAAUGCGGGCAUGGGCAGGAUGAUCGGGUCCAAAGUCGGAUCGGGUUCUACCAAAGGUACUGUCAACUGAUGGGAAUAAACACCGGUGGCAACUUAGAUUGUAACGGCCAAAGGCCAUUUGCUUAAGCAAAUGGUUUAUAUAGAGCAUAUGUUGCGUGUAAUAAUGGACUUGGAAUGAUCUACAUGUAAGGGGAACCUUAUUGCUAAAUAAGUUCCCAUCAUCUUGAUUAAAUAAAAAUGUUUAGUUUUAUCAUAUUUUAUCAUAAAAA
This is a messenger RNA of Vigna unguiculata (cowpea), 1139 nucleotides long. RefSeq names its product endochitinase-like. The record is from RefSeq and is a predicted model, not a curated record. Gene Ontology annotation, biological process: chitin catabolic process; cell wall macromolecule catabolic process; defense response to fungus. Lineage: Eukaryota; Viridiplantae; Streptophyta; Magnoliopsida; Fabales; Fabaceae. Gene Ontology annotation, molecular function: chitin binding; chitinase activity.